GGAGACCGUCAAAGGUUAGAAGACGGCGUGCAGUGCUAAGUAGUUCGGUUAUAGCCACUAAAUAAGGAUCCCGGGCCUUGUUUUGACGUUAGCCUCCGAUAAUGUGAUGCUGUGUUGCUAGCAAACUCGACUAUCGUUUGUUGACUAGCUAGCUGACAGCAGCAGCAUGGAGUGACUGCGCUGGGAAAGAAAACGCCAAAUCAUUUUCUUAUUUUAGAGUCAAUGCUAUCCGCCCGAGCAGUUGCGCUAAGUUUCACUCUAAUAACGGUGGCCAAAACAAUGAAGUCUGCAGCAUCUACGACAUCCUCUGAGUCUCGGGGGCUGCAUGCAGCAGCCAGCCGGGAUACGUUCACUGGUAGCCCACGGAAGAGGCUGCAGAAGCUCCCUGCUGUGCCUGGUUACGUCCCGAACCGAGUUAACGACCUGCUGCUGCUGCGGCCUGAUACAAACAACCAGAGUGCUCCAGAGCCAAAGGAGAAGAGCAAUAACAGGCAUGUUGUGUUUUUCCACGGGGAUAUUCAGAACUUCCAGGAGGAGAUGGCUCUGCAGCCCGAGGGAGCCCAGUGGCUCUCCUGGAGUCUGGAGCAGGUGGCCUUCACCCUGGGCCGACGUUUCCCCGACCGAUACGUUUGGGUGAUCAGAGCCUCGCGCAUGUAUCUCCACAAGUUCAGCUGCUACCACAACUUUGUGGAGAGCAACAUGUUCGGGGCGCCAGAGCACUCGCCCUACUUACCCGACAUUGGAGCGUUUCGCCAUCUCAGGUCCCUGCUGAGCCACGGCAUGGAGCGAGCCAACCUACCAAACCCCCUCCAGCCACAAGGAGGCGCUGACAGCAUCCCCUCAGGGUUUUCACUGGCACUGGUGGGCUUCAGCAAAGGCUGCGUGGUGCUGAACCAGAUGGUGUACGAGCUGGGCGGCGCCCGCGCCGACCCGCAGAUGUCUCCUUUCAUUAAAUGCAUCUCGGCCAUAUACUGGCUGGACGGUGGACACCCGGGGGGCAGUGAGACCUGGGUGACAGACAAGCUGGUGCUGAAGGAGCUGGCUGCCAGUGGAGUGUCAGUUCACGCCCACGUGACCCCGUAUGAGGUGUGUGACCCGAUGCGGGCCUGGGUUGGCCGCGAGCACGGACACUUCAUCAAAACCCUGGAGGAGUUUGGGGCCUGUCCCAGUAAGAAGCUGCAUUUUGAGGAUGAGCCCCCCUCCAUUGAGAACCACUUCAGGGUCAUCGAGGAGUUUUGA
Messenger RNA from Seriola dumerili (greater amberjack), 1239 nucleotides. It is a transcript of the gene cunh2orf69, whose product is annotated as chromosome unknown C2orf69 homolog. Lineage: Eukaryota; Metazoa; Chordata; Actinopteri; Carangiformes; Carangidae. The transcript is spliced from 3 exons. The coding region runs from base 223 to 1239 and encodes 338 amino acids. Gene Ontology annotation, cellular component: mitochondrion. The record is from RefSeq and is a predicted model, not a curated record.